Saprolegnia diclina VS20 is the source of this 681-nucleotide messenger RNA. RefSeq lists its product as hypothetical. The transcript has a single exon. The record is from RefSeq and is a predicted model, not a curated record. Gene Ontology annotation, biological process: proteolysis. Lineage: Eukaryota; Oomycota; Saprolegniomycetes; Saprolegniales; Saprolegniaceae. Gene Ontology annotation, cellular component: extracellular region. Gene Ontology annotation, molecular function: protein binding. The annotation marks the transcript as partial.
UCGGACGGGCAGUGCGUGGGCCAGUCGAGCGACUCGAGCGCCGGUCCCGACGCCGGUCUCUUCUUUCCCGACGGCUUCCAGCGCCUCUGGAACCAGGGCUACUUUGUGUCGCAAGGUGCAGCCAAGAUCGACCAAGCUCCGGCACCGGCCCCGCCCCCCGCGCCUGUCAACAGCAAGUGCACGAUUGAAGCCAACACCGACUACUACGGCAACGACCUCACGCGGCACCCCGUGAGUGGCGACGCGAACGGCCAAGCGAGCGACUGUUGCGACAAGUGCUCAGCAACGAGCGGCUGUGCCGGUUUUACGGUCAACGGCGGCUUCUGCUACCUCAAGAGCAAGCUUGAAAACAAGAGUUGGAGUGAGUCGGCGGUCUCCGGUAGUCACUCCAGUACAUCGUGCGGUGCGACGCAGGCCAACACCGACUACUACGGCAACGAUAUCACCCGGCACCCGGCGGUCGGUGACGCCACCUUCCAGGUGAGCGACUGCUGUGAUAAGUGCUCGGCAACGAGCGGCUGUGCCGGCUUCACGAUCAACAAUGGCUUUUGCUACCUCAAGAGCCAGCUCGCAGACAAGCGUUGGAGUGCGACGGCAGUGUCGUGCAGCGGCCCAAGUGGAUCGUGCGGCGCGGCGCAGGCCAACACCGACUACUACGGCAACGACCUCACCCGGCACCCG